Messenger RNA from Astyanax mexicanus (Mexican tetra), 4777 nucleotides. RefSeq names its product collagen alpha-1(XXIII) chain (gene col23a1b). The record is from RefSeq and is a predicted model, not a curated record. The transcript is spliced from 30 exons. Bases 578 to 2194 code for a protein of 538 amino acids. Lineage: Eukaryota; Metazoa; Chordata; Actinopteri; Characiformes; Acestrorhamphidae.
UAAACGGAAGCUUUUCCUCUCUCAGUCACUCUUAUUUAAAGUGAGCUGCUCUUCACUCACUCACUCUCUCAGGCUCUCUCACUCGCUGCGGUGGUACCCCUCGCGCUCCUGCUCUCUGAACGCGGAUUGGCCGCAGCACUGGCACGAGGAGAGAAACAGCUGGAGCACACAGCUCGCGCUCCUCACACAGCUGGAGGCUGGAAGCGCGCGCUCUGGCUCUGCUCGCUGAUUGGCCCGCGCUGUGUGUCGCCGCGUGUGUGCUGUCAGCUGCAGCUGCAGAGGCUGAGCUCAGUGCAGGGGUUCACUAGGUGAGUUCAGAGUGAGGGGUUCAGUCAGUGAGUGAGUGAGUAAAAGAGUCUGCGAAAGAGUCAGAGAGAGAGUCUGUCAAGGAGUAAAAGAGUCAGUGAGUAAGUGAGAGAGUCUGUCAAGGAGUAAAAGAGUCAGUGAGGGCCUCAGUUAGUAAAAGAGUAAGUAAGAGAGUCAGUGAGUCAUUUAGUAAAAUAGUCAGUGAAGGGUUCAGUCAGUGAAAAGGAGUAAAAGAGUAAGUGAGAGAGCUAGUUAGUCAGUGAGGAGGAGGAUGGAGUGUAAAGCCCAGCUGAAGGAGAUGGACAGACCGACGGCGGCCUGCUCCUCCGGCCCCGCGGCGCACUGCUUCCCCGCGCUGUUCUGCGGCCUGCUGUCCGGCCUGUCCGUGCUGUUCUGCGUGCUCAUCACCUUCAGGACUUCUCACCUGGAGCACAGAGUGGCUGUUCUGGAGACAGAGCGGGACUCCCUCUUCACCUCACUUCCAGCCUGGCUGGAGGUCAACGGCACCCUGUGGGAUUUAAUAGAUAAACUGGUGCAGAAGAAACUCAUGGAGGAAGCCCCCAAACUGCGCACUCCAAGGGACCUUGUGCAGGAGUGCUCGUGCCCACCAGGACCGCCGGGAAGGCGGGGCAGAAAAGGCAAUCCUGGAACUCCAGGCACUCCAGGGCGGGACGGCUACCCGGGUCCUCUGGGUAUGGAUGGUAAGCCUGGUCCUCCUGGUCUCAAGGGCAGCCCGGGGAUGCCGGGGCCAAAAGGAGAUAAGGGCGACCAGGGAGACAUGGGGCCCAGGGGCCUUCCAGCAUACGCUGCCUCCGCAGGCCUGCUCAGUAAUCAGAUUCUCACAGUCAAGGGUGAUCAAGGUCAGGCGGGGCCUCCAGGUCCCCCAGGGCCUCCCGGAGCACCUGGCCCCAGAGGGCCUCCUGGAAACACAGGCAGAGAUGGACCCCAUGGCCACCCAGGAGAACCGGGUCCCCCUGGAAAAGACGGGAUGGAGGGUCCAAGAGGGCCACCUGGUAUAAAGGGGGAGACUGGAGAGCGCGGAGUGACCGGACUUCAGGGCCCUCCAGGGCUAAAAGGUGAUCAGGGUCUCCCAGGUCCAGAAGGAAUUAGAGGUGUGGACGGAAUCCCUGGCAUGAAGGGGGAGAAGGGAGAACAUGGAGUUCCAGGACUACCGGGUUCUGGGAUCUCAGGUGAAACUGUUCCUCCUAUAGAACUGGUGUGUCCUCCUGGUCCACCAGGGCCUCGUGGAGAUGCAGGAGAAAAGGGUGAAACAGGUUCUCCUGGGAUACCUGGAUCUGAAGGCAUACAGGGGCCCAAGGGUGAUAAGGGCGAUGCAGGAGAGCCUGGUAUAUCAGGAGCUAAAGGAGAGAGAGGAGAGAUGGGUGUGUCCGGGCCAAUGGGUGCUGAUGGUCAGAAAGGGGAGAAGGGAGACUCCAGGCUUGAGGAGAGUCUGGGUCAGAUAAUCUCACUACCAGGCCCACCAGGCCCUCCGGGACCACCUGGGCCGCAAGGAAUUAUGGGACAUCAUGGAAUGCCAGGCCAGAAGGGGGAGGCAGGUGAGGCAGUGAAAGGAGAGAAGGGAGACAUUGGAGAGAAGGGUCCCCAAGGACCACGGGGCCUUCAGGGAUUUCCUGGUUCUAACGGUUUGGUUGGACUUCCAGGUGCAAAAGGUGAAAAGGGAAAACAAGGAGAGCCUGGAUUAGAUGGCUUUCCUGGACUACAAGGAGAGAAGGGAAACAAAGGUGACAGAGGAGAAAAGGGUGAACGAGGCUCUCUGGGAAAAAAGGGUCUAAAAGGACAGAAAGGAGAGCAGGGGCCUCCAGGGCUGGACCAGCCUUGUCCUGUGGACCGGGACGGACUACCAAUGCCAGGAUGCUGGCAUAAGUGAUGACCAGCUGGAAGCGUGGAAUCUGUACAUAUUGAUAUAUAUAUUUGCAACUAACAUUUGCUUUUCAUUUCCUCCUGAUUUUGUAAGUUUUAAUUUAAUGUACUGAGUUUUGAUACAGAUAGUGAUACUUAAGUUCCCUUGCAAAACAUUCUGUCCAUGUAUUGCUGCUUACUAAAGAAGGGCUCGAAUCUGCAUGGAUGGAAGCAGGAGCACUUGCACAAGAGUUGAACUGAAAUAAGGUGAUGAGGGCACAUGGACUCAGUGCUUGUGGGACGCACAGAGAAUGCCACUUCUUAACCUGGCGAAGAGAAUAAUCACAUAUAAUCAGCAUAAACCUGGCCUACCUAACAGGCUUUACAUGGUGGCUGUAGAUUCAUUUUCCUGCGCUGAUCUUCUUGUAGCAACCUGGGAUUACCAGAAAGAGCCAACUCAUACACCCUACCGCAGGACUGAGUGACGGGAACAAGAGGAGCUUUCUUAUCCAGAGCCUUAAAGGAUAAAGGCUUUGGAGAUUUACAGAGAGGAUGCAUGGACUUGAGAGAACCCCUGUGAUGAAGCCAGAAUGUGAAAACGUUACAGUGAUUUUCUGGAUGUUUCUGGUUUCAUACAUUCAUACACUCUCAGCUCUCAGGAAAAAAGGACUCACGUCAAAAGAAAACAACAAUCACACAUGAUCUGUUUUGUUUCUGAACUGAAUAGUAAUGGGCAUGAUUAUUCAAAUGUUGUAUGUGGAUAUACAGACUUGAUUUAGUGUUUGUUUUAGUAUAAUUUGGGUUGAUGAUUGGGUUUUUAUUUUCCCCCAGAAAAUGAUUUUUUUAAGAUGUAUCAUAUGCUAUAUCAUUCAAAGGUGGUGUUACACUUAGGAAUGCAGUGAUUGACAGCCUUUGCUGUAAGAAACUGUCUGCAGUACCUUUCUGUUCUUUACAUCAAGUAGCUGGGUUGUAGACAAGCUAGCUGUAAGGCAACUAGUUAGUUCAUUAUAAUAUAGUUAUACUAUGAUAAUUCUGUUGGCUGUUUUUUGCAGUGUUUCAGUAAGUCUGAUGUUAGCAUAAAAUACUUAAUGUGGUCAAUGUGAUCCAAUGAGUUGUUAGGCAGCCAGCAUAUAUUAGUGUAGAUAGACAUGCUAGAAUGAUAAACUUGGUAGUAUUUGUACUUGGCUUCAAUCAGCAGUCUCAUCACAUUUAUUUUCUGUAUCCAGUCCAAAUGCAAUUUAAAACAUUAUAAAUAAAUCCUAGAUGCAAGUGUCUCAUGGUAAACAAAAAAGUCACAUCUAAGCAGUACUACAAAUGUUAAAUUGCACACUUAAAAUAAAGGUGUGUCAAAGGGCUCUUUAAACAAUUCUAAAGAACAGACAUAUAAAAAUCUGGACCUUCAUUCCAGUUUUCAGGAAUGAUCCUUGGUGGGAUUCACACCAAUCAAUUAUAUCACAUAGUCUCUUAGUAUCCAAGUAUUACAAAAAUCAUUGGGAACUUAAUUUGUAACCUUUUGUAAUAGAGAUAUCCAGGCUGAGCAGUUAAAUAAAAAAAUAAAAAACGUUGGAAAAUAAACACAUACAUGUAUUGUCUCCCUACAAACAUGACAACGACGUAGUUUGUAUUCAUGUUCAGCCUAAAAAAGGAGGCAACAUGAAGAAAAACUCAAACACAGAGCCAACCAAGCACCUCAAGCAGCUUGUACCAAAAUAAAAAUCCUGUCAGUCAUUUAUUAAAAUAGCAAUUUAUUCAUUGUUAUCAAGGUAAUUGUUGUAUUAAUUGUGAUAUUGAGUUGAUGUCACAUUGCAGAGCACUAACUAAGUGUGAAGAAAGUUUAAAUUGAUUAGCAAGUGAUCAGAUUUUUAAGGUUCUUUAAACCUUUACAAACGUUUGUUGUAAAUGUCUUAUAAAUGUAUUUUCUAAAUGAUUGUUUAGGGAACCAGAAGUGAAGUAUGAGGACACCAUGCCUAAUGUCAAGCAUUGAUUAAAAGGGUAUAAAGCCACCCCAGCAUUGGAUUGUGGUACAGUUUGUUUGUUUGGUUUGACCACUUAGGAAUGAGCUAGAAUGUCAUUUGUAAUGCUAUCACAUUUCCAACAUACAAAUCUAUUAAAAAUCAAUGUUUCAAAAUGCAGAGGUAAGCCUUCCCAGAAUAGUAGUAGAGGCUGGUAAAGUAGUAAAAAGGUAUUAGGGAUGAUUUCCAAAUAGUUUAAAAUAGUCAAAUGCCCAUUUCUAGUAUGAAAGCCAGGAAUGACACUAUGGUAAAUAUUCAGUUUUGCAUUAAAAUGUAAUAUACAGUAAACCACUUUCUAAGGUUUCAAACCAUGUUUCUACAGAUUUUGUAUAAACCCAGUCUCAGUACUCUCUAUUGAUCUGUGUAAAUAUGAUGUAUAGUUAUCUUCCACAAUUGUUUUAGAGCUAUAGAAGUUGAAUGAGAUUGUUCUACUGAUAAACAGUGUGAUGUGCUUGUUUUAUUUGAAUCAUUAAAUCCUUAAUCUAUGUGUACAUUUCUGUUUAUCAUGUAGGUAGAUGAAUCGUUGAGCAAGGACUGCAUUGUGUUAAUAGGCCUGUGUCAUUUUAAUGUUGUAGAACAAAAGCAUGCUGUUUCAUCAA